Periophthalmus magnuspinnatus is the source of this 2797-nucleotide messenger RNA. It is a transcript of the gene apeh2, whose product is annotated as S9 family peptidase. The coding region runs from base 310 to 2409 and encodes 699 amino acids. Gene Ontology annotation, molecular function: serine-type endopeptidase activity. Lineage: Eukaryota; Metazoa; Chordata; Actinopteri; Gobiiformes; Gobiidae. The record is from RefSeq and is a predicted model, not a curated record. The transcript is spliced from 21 exons. Gene Ontology annotation, biological process: proteolysis.
AGGGCCUGUGGUACAGUCCAUUCAACAUGGACGAACUCGCACCGUGGGCCAUACUUCGAGCGCGUUUAUGCAACUUCAGAGGAGCAGUCCAAAUGAAUUAUUAACUCGUGUGAAUGGAGACCGUUAGAUUUUCACACGAAUAACUUAUGUUCAGAGCUGUUCUGAAGAAGGCCAAUGCAAUCGCCAGGAGAUUCUUGUCAAACGCGCUGCCUUCUUGCAAGAGUCGUAAUCCGAGCUGCACCUCCUUGCGGCUAAAACGGGGUGAUUUGGAGGUCCGUGUGUGUGCAUGGGAGAGUGUGUGUGUGCGUAAUGGACCCUGCGAGAAUAACGGGACUGUACUCGGAUCUGUGCGCGCUCGCGGUCCCGGUUCGAGCGCACGUCAAAGAGCAAAAGCUGAACGGACAGACGCUGUACGACGUCAACACAGAGUGGACUCAGAACGAGCUGGUCCGUGGUUCCAGACUCAGGUUCUGUCAGAGGUGGACCUUGGUCAUAGAAGAGAAGCAAAACAUCCAGUCUGUCCUCCCUCCAGGACCUGCUGUUCCUCUCAAUGCAGAAUGUCUCAGUUCAUUCUCUCCCGUCCAAGGCCUCAGAGCAGUUAUCAAAGACACAAGUGGACACCAGAUUCUCGAGGUUUGGGACGAACGUGGCUUGAGAAAGUGCCUGAACCUCACAGCUCUCAACAAACAUGGACGCAUCUAUGAUGAUGCAUACUUUAGCUGUCUGUCCUGGUCACGAUGUGAAAACAAACUGUUGUACAUCGCUGAGAAAAAAACUGAAUCGCCAAACGCCUCAUCUGGAGAUGUGAAGGAUCGCAGUGUGUACCGUGAGGACUGGGGAGAGGCUCUGUCCCAGAAGAGUUCCCCUGUGCUCUGCUGUGUGGACCUGAGGACAGGGACACACUCCGUGCUGCAGGGAGCUCCAGACCAGGUCUCACCUGGACAGGCACUGUGGUCUUUGGACGGUGAGAGCGUUUUCUUCGUUGGCUGGUUUCAUGAGCCCUACAGACUGGGACUUAAUUUCUGCACUAACCGCAGGUCUGCUUUGUUUCGGAUCGAUUUGGAAGGAAAUUGUGAGCGUCUGUCAGAGGAGAACGUGUCCGUGUUGAGUCCUCGUCUCAGUCCAGAUGGAUCAGCUUUAGCUUUUCUGCAGGGAAAAAUGUUCGGGCCUCACGCUCAGUGCCUCAAGAUGCAACUGUUAGACUUGAAGAGCAAAAAAAUCUCCACCCUUAUUGACGUCGUCCACAGAGUGCAGAAUGGAGAAGACACUGGUGGAUUCGCUGGAGUGUACGAGUCACUGCCCUCCUGCUGCUGGUCUGAGGACAGUCAGAGAAUAGUCUUCAGCAGCGCUCACAAAAACUGGAAGGACAUAUUUGUGGUGGACAGACAGAACAAGAGUGUCUCCUGUCUCUCUGAUAAUGUCUGUGAUGGUUUGAGGGUGUUUGGCUCCUGGAGGCUCCUGACCAUCCACAGAAACCUGAUGGUGGUCUGCUGCUCCAGCCCGAACACUCCGCCCACACUGAGAGUAGGAUUCUUGCCCUCUGGAGGACACAGUGUCUCUUGGAAAACUCUCCAGCCGCCUCUGUGCACAUUUGACUUCUCCUGGACUGUCAUGGAUGUCCGACCCUCAGCAGAAGAGGACAAUGCCAAAUACACUGGUCUAGAUUUUGGUGCCAUUUUGGUGAAACUGCCCACUCAGAGCAAAACCAAACUACCUCUAGCUGUCUUCAUUCAUGGAGGCCCUCAUUCUCAGUUUCCUGCUGAGUGGAACAUUACCACAGCUGCUCUGGUUCAACUGGGACUUGCUGUUUUAAUGGUGAACUACAGAGGGUCCACAGGGUUUGGCCAGGACAGCAUCUUGUCUCUGAUUGGCCAAAUUGGUCAACAAGAUGUCAAAGAUGUACAAAGAGCCGUUCAGUUUGCUCUCCAGACUGACACGACCCUUGACCCUGAGCGGUUGGCGGUUUUUGGGGGGUCACACGGUGGGUUUCUGUCCUGUCACCUGAUUGGCCAGUUCCCAGAUGUCUACAGAGCAUGUGCAGUGAGGAAUCCUGUGGUGAACGCGGCCACUCUCUUGGGGACCAGCGACAUCAUUGACUGGAGAUACAGCAGUGUGGGUAUGCAUUUCUCCUAUGAGCAGAUUCCAACAGCUGAAGCUCUGGCCACCAUGUUGGAGAGGUCACCCAUCACACACGCCGCAAAGAUGAAGUGUGCCUUGCUGCUGAUGCUGGGGGGAAGAGACCGUAGAGUGUCUCCUCACCAGGGCCUGGAGCUGUACAGAGCUCUGAAGAGCAGGGGGAGGACUGUCAGGCUGUUAUGGUUCCCUGAAGACGGCCACUCUCUGUCUCGUGUGGACACUCAGACAGACUGCUUCCUCAACAUGGUUCUGUGGCUGCAACAACAUCUCUGAUACUUCUUCUCUAAGUCUGGACUAAAACCCUUGUGGUGCUCGAAACUGAAUGAUUCAGGUCUGAAUUUGGGCUAGGAUCCUUUGUUUGUUAAUGAGCCUUAUACACCAGCAACUUUUCUUAAUUUACGAUGCUAAUUUUAAAUGACAAUUAUUGUAAAUAACACAUUUACAAUAUAAUGUAAAUAAUGACAGUUGAGAUUUAAGCUUUAUUUAGAUUGAAUGAAAGUAAUAACAAUAAUAUGUAUUUGAACUGGCAUGAACACGCUGAAAUACACUUUACAUUGCAUGAUUGUACGCUACUUCUAUGGCUGAAGGAAGUAUGCAUUUUAUAUUGAUAUUAAAGAAAAUAAUCUUGUCAAAGCAUGUAAUAAAUCCAAACUUAAAUUUU